AUGCGGCUGGAGGUCGAGCCCCGCCGUCCCGGAGCGGCCAUGCAGCUGCUGCCGCUGCUCGCCUGGGCUCUGCUGCCAGGCUGCUGGGCAGUGACGGGGCCGGACGAAGUGCGGGGAUUCCUGCGGGGGUCCCUCAGAGUGACCUGUAAGUACCGGCCCGGCCGGGAGAUGCAGCCGAAAUUCUGGUGUGUCCCGGGAACACUUUUCACCUGUGAUGAAGACAUCGUCAUUACCUCGAGGCAGCAGCCCGUGGUGCGGCAGGGCCGAUUCUCCAUCCGGGACAAUCGUGAAUCUCGAGAGAUCACGGUGAUCGUUCACAACCUGACCAAGGGGGACAGCGGCACCCACCUCUGCGGGGUGCGAACGGGCAAAGCCUCGGUUGAUCUGAGUCACAGUGUGGAGGUGAUCGUGUCCCCAGCUCCUCUUCCUUCUUCCCCAGCAUCACCCUAUGCCUCGACCACCAAGCAUGCUCAUCUCACUUCCUCUGUAUCAGUUCCCACACAGAUAACACCCCGAGGGAAAGCUGUGCAACCAGGACCAAAUCAUUCCUACCACGACGGCUCCAACCCUGCACGCUUGAAUGUGGUUGAGCACAUCCUCAUUCCAGGCAUCGUGGUGGUUCUUCUUUUGCUUCUAAUUGCUGUUGGAGUUCUGGUUAUGCUGUCCAGGAAGAGGAAGAAGGCCCUCUUGGGAGCAGCUAUGGAGAUGGACAGGACUCGCAGCACAUCACAGGCAGGAGCAGAUGCCUUGAACUACUCGGUCAUUAACCACAGCACCCGCACAGCGGGGAACCAGCUGUACAGCAACGCCGAGGCUCUCCGCAGCCUGAAAAACACCACGACCGAGUACAUGGAGGUCAGGCACAGCUAUCAGUGUUUGGAAGACGAAAAAGAGACUUUAUAUGCCAGAGUACAGAAGCCCCGGCCGGAGCAGAAGGAGAUCUAUGCCAAUCUGCCAUCAGCCAGAGAAGAGCCCUACAGCACAGGGCAGGGGGUGUGAACCAGCCCCCAGCUGCUCCAGCAGGGCCAGCAGGACACAGGCUGGUUUUCUGCUCCAGCAGGAAGGAGCUGCCUCCACAGCAGAGCUGCUGCUUUCACGGGCUUCGACAUUUUCUUGAAAAAACCUCAAGAGAGGAUGAGGUUGAGCAGGAGGUUUGGAGAGGGAUGAGACUGAAAUCACCCCUCUGCAU
This is a messenger RNA of Apus apus (common swift), 1189 nucleotides long. RefSeq names its product CMRF35-like molecule 6. NCBI's taxonomy places the organism in Eukaryota, Metazoa, Chordata, Aves, Apodiformes, Apodidae. The transcript is spliced from 7 exons. Gene Ontology annotation, cellular component: plasma membrane. Bases 1 to 999 code for a protein of 332 amino acids. The record is from RefSeq and is a predicted model, not a curated record. Gene Ontology annotation, molecular function: transmembrane signaling receptor activity.